CUCUCCUCCAAUUUGAUUCUCUUUUUUCUUUCUUCUGAUUUUUGAUUAUUCAGAUUUAUCUGAUUAUGAAUUUUUUUCAGAGAAAUUGUUACUAGAAUUAAGAUUGGAUCAAUUUUUGUUACUUUAAACUCAGAUUAAUCUGAUUUGGAUUCUUAAUCUGAUCGAGUUUUCUGUGACUUUGAUUAGUUUUUGGAGUUAUUUUUUCCUUCUCUUCAUUGAAGAGUAUUUUUGGUGCUUCUUGUUGGUCAAUCCGUGAGCAAAAGGAAGAAUGAUGUUUGAUCUUAACGUUAGAAUCACUGAAGAAGUGAUGGACUGUGAUUCUGAACAAGUCUUCAAGGUGAAACAGCAAGGAGGUUGUUCUGGGAAAGUUCAACAGGUUGUGAUAGAUGAUUCAUCAGGAACAUCGAAUUCAUCAUCAGUAGUGAAUGCCGAAACAGCAUAUUCAAGUAAUGGUGCAGAAGAAGAUUCGUGUUCAACUCAUAAUAAUCAUGACCAUCUAAGUGGUAGAAAUGGUAACGGAAAUGAGAUUUUGGCGUUGGACUUUGGUAUACUGAAGAAGGAUGUUGAUGUUAUUGUUAAUAGAGUUGAAACCGGAGAUUCUCGUGACGAUGAUUUGGCGGGAAAUCUCAGCUUAUUACAAUCAAGUUUCGUAACUAAGAAGCUAUUUCCUGUUAGUCAUGGUGAUUCUAAUGGUUUUAAUUUGUUUUUACCAAAUUCUGAGUCUUCGAUUCAAUCGCAUUGGAUGGAUCUUUCUUCUCACCACCGUGGAACUGUUGUUGGUGCUGCUAGUGGUGGAAAUCAUCAUAAACAAGAGGUAGUGAUGAAAGUAAUUCAUCCACCACCACCACAACAACAACAGCAACAACCUCAAGUGAAGAAGAGUCGAAGAGGACCUAGGUCUAGAAGUUCUCAGUACAGAGGAGUUACAUUCUAUCGAAGAACUGGCAGAUGGGAAUCUCAUAUCUGGGAUUGUGGGAAACAAGUUUACUUAGGUGGAUUUGAUACAGCUCAUGCUGCAGCAAGAGCGUAUGAUCGAGCAGCAAUUAAGUUUAGAGGCGUUGAAGCUGAUAUUAACUUUAAUCUUAGUGAUUAUGAUGAGGAUAUGAAGCAGAUGAAUAACUUAACCAAGGAGGAAUUUGUUCACAUCCUUCGUCGCCAUAGCACGGGAUUCUCAAGGGGCACGUCGAAAUAUAGAGGAGUGACGCUUCACAAAUGCGGUAGAUGGGAAGCUCGUAUGGGACAAUUUCUCGGCAAGAAGUAUAUAUAUCUUGGGCUAUUCGACAACGAAAUAGAAGCUGCAAGGGCUUAUGACAAAGCAGCUAUCAAAUGUAAUGGAAGAGAAGCAGUCACCAAUUUUGAGCCAAGUACAUAUGCAGGGGAGAUAAAUCCCAAGAUCGACGAAGGAGGCACCAAUUACAACCUUGACCUAAACUUAGGGAUGUCUACGCCUUCUUCUGCUGAUGGACGACGAUGUGGAAGCAAUAUGAUCGGUUACUUCCCUUUCAGCACACAUGAUGCUAAGAGAGCAAGGAUGGAGAACCCUGUUGCAGCAGCUCUGUGUGUUCAAACACCAAAUGGUCAAGUUAUGUCAUCCGAGCACCCUGCAUUCUGGACUGGCAUACCUCCCAGUUUCUUUGUUAAUUAUGAGGGGGGAACAAUCGGUAGAAGGGUGGAUGUAGAUUUGCCUCGUCUGGCUAGUCAGUCCAUGCAACUUCAUGGAUCAUUUGUACCCACUGCCACAAUGCCUUUAUUCGCUGCUGCAGCAUCAUCAGGAUUCUCUUCUUCAGCUACAAUUCCUCCGAAUACCAACAGGAUCUGAAUUCUGAAGAGCUACUAAAAUCUAUCUGAUUUUAUAUUCUAUACAUCUGGGUAACUCGGCUAAAACAAUCAGACAUCCCAGGGCAUCCCUUUCUUACUCUACAUAUCUCUUAGACCCUCUAAACCAUAUUAUGUUGCAUUUAAAGUAAGUGGUUAUAAACAAUUAAUAAGUAUAUAACCGCGAAAAAUCUUUAAAAGUUGGAUUGCAGUUAACCAGCUUAGUUCCGAGGGAGAGAAUGCUGUUGUGUGCGUGCUUGUCUAUUCCAGGUGGUUGUUAUCACUUAUCAGAAACAAUAGUAUAUAUAUAUAUAUAUAGUAACAGAAUAUACCAAGCCUGAUAUAUAGUAUAUACCAAGCCUGAUAUAUCCGUCUCAAUUGUAACAGAAAACUGUUAAUUACAAGAUCAAAACUUAUGAAUUGUGAAUCUAAUAAUGGGUGUCGUAUGAGUUUGAUUUAUUGAUGGUAUUCAG
Molecule: messenger RNA, 2288 nt
Organism: Papaver somniferum (opium poppy)
Lineage: Eukaryota; Viridiplantae; Streptophyta; Magnoliopsida; Ranunculales; Papaveraceae
Product: floral homeotic protein APETALA 2-like
Exons: 10
Coding region: 269-1819 (516 amino acids)
Biological process (GO): regulation of DNA-templated transcription
Molecular function (GO): DNA-binding transcription factor activity; DNA binding
Source: RefSeq, a predicted model, not a curated record